CGCCUCGCAGAAAACCAUGGGCAAUUUCAAAGGGCACGCCCUCCCUGGAAGCUUUUUCCUUCUUUUUGGCUUGUGGUGGUCAGUGAAAUAUCCACUGAAGUAUGCCUGUCGAAAAAACAAGAACGUUUGCUACCUUGGUUCCAGGGCGGGAUUUCAGCGCCUGGAGUUUGUUGAGGGAAUCAUCAAAGCUGCCUUUGCCCUGAUCGGAAUGGUGGCUGAGCAGUUUGUUCCCGACGGACCUCAUCUGAAGUUGUACGAUUACGAGGAGAAGCACUGGGAUCACCUGAUGAACUGGCAACACGCCACCAUGUACCUCUUCUAUGGGAUUUCAGGGUUGGUUGACAUUGUGGCUCAUGGGACCGACGUGUUGCCAGCGGCCGUGGACAGGAUGAUGCUUUCCUUAGCAGCGUUCGUUGAAGGUUUUCUCUUUUGCUACCAUCUUCAUGGGAGAGCCAUGCUGGAUGUUCAUGUCCAUCAGUUAUUGCUAUUUGCUAUCUUUGGAGCUGCUGUUUGCAUAUUUCUGGAAGUUUUCUUCCGUGGCAGUAUUGUGCUAGAGAUGCUCCGUACAAGCCUCUGCAUAUUACAAGGCAGCUGGUUCUGGCAGAUUGGUUUUGUGCUUUAUCCUCCAAAUGGGAGCCCAGAGUGGAAUCAGACGGAUCAUACUAAUAUGAUGUUCCUGACCAUGUGCUAUUGCUGGCAUUACGCCUUUGCUUUUCUUAUACUCGCAGUGAAUUACACAAUCGUCAGCUGGGCGGUUCGUUCAAAGGUUAAACAGUCCCAGUCCAUGGAAAUGGGAUUACUGAAAACAUCUGAACGAGAUCAGGAGUCAGAAGAUGAAAUUUAGUAUGAAUAUGGCUUGACUAGUUUACCCGCUCUACCAUUAGGCUAACUGAUACCUCAUUUCUACAUUUGUUUGCCAUUUUAUUCGUUCUUUACUACAACUUGCUAUGUAAAUACCAUCCUCUGAGUACUGUCUACAUCUACACAGUUUUAUCUUUAUUUGUGGAGGGUAGGCUCGAUUUGCAGUGGUUGCACUAGUACCUUGCUUAUCCCAUGCUUCAAAGAAAACCAAACUAACAUUAGACAGACUUGGAGUGGAUGAGGUGGCAUGAUAAAGUCUGUGUGUUUGCCUCAUUAAAAGCUAAGCAAAAUGUU
Molecule: messenger RNA, 1155 nt
Organism: Phaethon lepturus (White-tailed tropicbird)
Lineage: Eukaryota; Metazoa; Chordata; Aves; Phaethontiformes; Phaethontidae
Gene: TMEM45A
Product: transmembrane protein 45A
Exons: 5
Coding region: 17-844 (275 amino acids)
Source: RefSeq, a predicted model, not a curated record